GCCAUGAAAUAAUUCUCAACAACAUUUUUUACAGAUCUUCUAAAAGGUCAGUAAAUCUGAUCCCUGAGGAGCCAGAAGAUAUGUGGCAUGCCUACAAUAUGGUACAAGUUGGUGAUUAUUUACGAGGGACGACCAUCAGGAAAGUAACAUUAGAAUCAUCAACUGGUAGUGUGAGUGCUAAUAAAGUUCGAACCAUGUUAAAUAUUGAAGUAGAGGCAGUAGAUUUCGACAGCCAGGCCUGUGUUUUAAGGGUCAAAGGUCGCAAUGUUUCUGAAAAUCAAUAUGUUAAGCUUGGUGCCUAUCAUACCCUAGAUCUGGAAUUAAAUAGAAAAUUUACUCUAGGUAAACAUCAUUGGGACAGUAUAGCUUUAGAAAGAUUAGAUUAUGCAUGUGACCCGACCCAGCAUGCUGAUUUAGCUGCCGUGGUGAUGCAGGAAGGAUUGGCUCAUGUCUGUUUGAUAACUUCCUGUAUGACUUUAGUUCGUGCCAAAUUAGAAACUCAUAUUCCUCGUAAACGUAGAGGUUCUUGUGAACAACACACUAAGGGAUUGAACCGAUUCUAUGAUCAGAUAUUACAGGCUAUUUUACGGCAUGUCAAUUUUGAAGUUGUUAAAUGUGUGCUGAUAGCCAGUCCAGGGUUUGUUAAAGAUCAGUUUUCGGAGUAUCUAUUUUCUCAGGCUAUUAAACAAGAUUUAAAAGUUAUUACAGAAAAUAAAUCCAAGUUUGUUUUAGUUCAUUCUUCAUCAGGAUUCAAACAUUCUUUAAAAGAAGUAUUAGCAGACCCUACAGUUACUGCUAGACUAGCUGAUACCAAGGCUGCAGGAGAGGUCAGAGCUUUAGAUGAUUUCUAUCAAAUGUUACAGAAUGAUCCAGAUAGAGCCUUUUAUGGUAUUAAACCUAUAGAAAAAGCUGCUGAAUUAAACGCGAUAGAAACUUUAAUGGUGUCUGAUGAAUUAUUUAGGUCUAAUGAUAUCAAGAAAAGAAAACGAUAUGUAAAAUUAGUAGAUUUAGUUCGUGAUAAUGGUGGAGAUGUUAAAAUAUUUUCUAGUUUACAUGUUUCUGGUGAACAAUUAGGUCAAUUAUCGGGUGUAGCUGCAAUAUUACGAUAUCCCAUGUCGGAUGAGAUGUCCGAUGAAGAUUAACGAACCAAAACUUUAGCCACCUAAUUAUAAUGAACGUCUUUCAGUUUGAUACUCUUGCUUGUCCCGAAAUACUUCUAUAUAUAUAUAUGAAUUGCUAAACUCUGUCAGUAUUUGCUGGAGAUAUUGACUUAGAAUACUGCUAAAUUUAAUUGAUAUUGACUACUUCGGAAAUGGCCUAUGGGAAUUUUAAUACAGACCUUGAUCUUUAGACCUCUGAUCAGGAGAGAAGGAUUUUACUGAGGUUUUCUAAAUUUUGUAUGUGUUGAGGACACUGAUGGCAUCAAUUAACACAAAAACUAUUCAACUUGGAGUGAAGUCAGUCUGUGAAUUUCAACAGAAAAAUAAUGAAUGUAUAAUGAAAUCUUCAAAUGUGAAAUUAUAAAUUCAACUAGCUUAAUAUAAGUUGUCUGUGUUGCUUGCUUCAAACAAGCAUUGAAUCUGCGUUAUUUAUUAUUAUAUAACCCAGAGGAUUAUCAAUAAUUAUUUUACAUCCAGACCUGUACAGACUAUCUUGUGAUCCAAACCUGUACAGACUAUCUUGUGAUCCAAACCCGUACAGAAUAUAUCGCGAUCCAAACCUGUACAUCUAUCUUGUGAUCCGAUCCUGUACAUCUAACUAUCUUGUGAUCCAAAUAUGUACAGACUAUCUCAUGAUCCAAAGAUGUACAGACUAUCUCGUGAUCCAAACAGACUUUCUAUUGUGAUCCAAGACUUGACCAUAUUGAAUGUUAUCUACUAGGUAGAUGGAGCAUGAUUUUUUUUGUUAAUGAUUUUGUUUUUAUUAAAUUAUUUUUAAUUCUU
This is a messenger RNA of Lottia gigantea (owl limpet), 1943 nucleotides long. RefSeq lists its product as hypothetical. The transcript is spliced from 11 exons. Gene Ontology annotation, cellular component: cytoplasm. Gene Ontology annotation, biological process: nuclear-transcribed mRNA catabolic process, no-go decay; nonfunctional rRNA decay; ribosome disassembly. The record is from RefSeq and is a predicted model, not a curated record. Bases 81 to 1142 code for a protein of 353 amino acids. NCBI's taxonomy places the organism in Eukaryota, Metazoa, Mollusca, Gastropoda, Lottiidae.